CCAGACGCGGCCGGGGGACGCGUGGUCCCCGCGCUCCGGCGCGGUCCGGGUAGGCGACGCCGCGGGCCAUGCGGCUGGAGGCGCAGGACGCGCUGUACGUGGCGCUGGAACUGGCCAUCGCCGCGCUGUCGGUGGCCGGCAAUGCGCUGGUGUGCGCCGCGGUGGGCACGUCGAGCGCGCUGCAGACGCCCACCAACUAUUUCCUAGUGUCUCUGGCCGCGGCCGACGUGGCCGUGGGGCUGUUCGCCAUCCCCUUUGCCAUCACCAUCAGCCUGGGCAUCUCCACGGACUUCUACAGCUGCCUCUUCCUCGCCUGCUUCGUGCUGGUGCUCACGCAGAGUUCCAUCUUCAGCCUCUUGGCCGUGGCCAUCGACAGGUACCUGGCCAUCCGCGUCCCGCUCAGAUACAAGAGUUUGGUCACAGGGACCCGAGCGAGAGGAGUCAUUGCUGUCCUCUGGGUGCUUGCCUUUUGCAUUGGACUGACCCCCUUCCUGGGGUGGAACAGUAAAGACAGUGUCAUCAACUGCACAAAGCCCUCAAACAGCACCAUGAAUGAAAGCUGCUGCUUUGUGAAGUGCCUCUUUGAGAACGUGGUCCCCAUGAACUACAUGGUGUAUUUCAAUUUUUUUGGCUGUGUCCUGCCCCCACUGCUCAUAAUGCUAGUGAUCUACAUCAAGAUCUUCAUGGUGGCCUGCAGGCAGCUUCAGCGUACUGAGCAGAUGGACCACUCACAGACCGUUCUCCAGCGGGAGAUCCACGCCGCCAAGUCCCUGGCCAUGAUUGUUGGGAUUUUUGCUUUGUGCUGGCUACCAGUACACGCCAUCAAUUGUGUCACUCUUUUUCAGCCAGCUCAGGCUAAGAAUAAGCCCAAGUGGGCCAUGAACAUGGCAAUUCUCCUGUCACAUGCCAACUCAGUUGUCAAUCCCAUUGUUUAUGCCUACAGGAACCAAGACUUCCGCUAUACUUUUCACAAAAUCAUCUCCAGGUAUGUUCUCUGCCAGACAGAUGUCUUCAAGAGUGGGAAUGGGCAGGGGGUCGCACAGCCUGCUUUUGACACGGCCCUAUGACCUAGGCUCUGUUCUCUUCAAGAAGGCACAAAUUCACAAUAAACCUAGGGACAGGACACAACUGACUGAUUCUCAUGUGAAAGACAGGCAGGCCUCAGGGGCACAUGGGCUGCCUCUUGAGCACCCCCCUGGAGUUACCUACCACAUGUCUAAUUAACAUAUAGGUGUUAUCUGUAGGGCUGACAAAUAUGCUCUUACUGUGCGGAUGAAACCAAUGGCCUGACUGGAUUGUAAAAAUGUUGUUUUGUUUUGGAAGUCUGUCUCUCUUAUAGUAGAAAACAAAACUAUUUUACUGUGAAACACUGAAAUAUUGUAAUACAUUUUUUUUUAACUUGGAGGCAAUGGAAAAAUAAAAGUUGGAUAUAACUAAAAACAUACACUUAUUUCUAGGAAGGAGACCAGGAAAAUUAAGUAUAAAUCUCUUUAAAAUUUAUUGUUGUUCAAGUACAGUUGUCUCCGUUUCCCCUAACCUCACCUUCCACACUCGAUCCUACCUCCCCUUGGCUUUGUUCAUGUAUCCUUUAUACAUGUUUUUGAUAAGUAAAAUUAUUUAAUCAAGAAACUACUAUGUCAACUUAUGGAAAUGACACUCUCAUACGUUCUUAAGUAGAACAUCAUCAGAUAAUAAUUUUGGCAACAUUCUUUUCCAUGUAUAUCAAACUACCCUAGAGAAACAACCAGAGAAAUGGGACCCUUCUUCUACAAGAUUACAUUUCCCCCUCCUGGAGUGAGUUCUGAAUUUUACUUCUCUCCUAACUUCAAGAUUUACCUAUUUUCUGGAUCUCAAACUGUGAAGUUUUUUAUUACCAUAAGUAAAAUUACACAACUGUGUAAUGA
This is a messenger RNA of Artibeus jamaicensis (Jamaican fruit-eating bat), 1904 nucleotides long. It is a transcript of the gene ADORA2B, whose product is annotated as adenosine A2b receptor. Gene Ontology annotation, biological process: vasodilation; adenylate cyclase-activating G protein-coupled receptor signaling pathway; G protein-coupled adenosine receptor signaling pathway. Bases 69 to 1067 code for a protein of 332 amino acids. The transcript is spliced from 2 exons. Gene Ontology annotation, molecular function: G protein-coupled adenosine receptor activity. Gene Ontology annotation, cellular component: membrane. The record is from RefSeq and is a predicted model, not a curated record. NCBI's taxonomy places the organism in Eukaryota, Metazoa, Chordata, Mammalia, Chiroptera, Phyllostomidae.